Messenger RNA from Poeciliopsis prolifica (blackstripe livebearer), 639 nucleotides. Its product is annotated as moronecidin-like. Gene Ontology annotation, biological process: defense response to bacterium. The record is from RefSeq and is a predicted model, not a curated record. The coding region runs from base 37 to 387 and encodes 116 amino acids. The transcript has 3 exons. NCBI's taxonomy places the organism in Eukaryota, Metazoa, Chordata, Actinopteri, Cyprinodontiformes, Poeciliidae.
ACGCAGCAAACAGCAUCAGAUCAGUCAGAGGAAAGGAUGAAGUGUACGACGCUUUUUCUCGUGUUGUCCAUGGUUGUCCUGAUGGCUCAGCCAGGAGAGUGCUUCAUUGGAUGGAUCAUAAAGGGAAUCGGUCAUGCAAUUAAAGACAUUCACAACAUGAUUCAUGGGAAUGGAAAAGUUGCAGAAGAACAAGCAGACCAACUGGACCAGGAUCAACUAAACCGGCAACAAUUGGACCAGAAUAAACUGGAUCAGGAUCAACUGGACCAGGACCAACUAAACCAGCAACAAUUGGACCAGGAUAAACUGGAUCAAGAAGAUCUGGACCAGGAUCAACUGAAUCAAGAAGAUCUGGACCAGCAGCAGUUGGACAAACGUUCCUACUGAUCCACACUUUGUCACUUUAAUUAGACACAAGAGGCCACUCCGAAUAUGCCAACAAUUCUUGCUUUUAAACAUUUUUCAAGUAUCAACCUGCUUUGUUAUGUUGCGUAACUUCUGAAUACUCUGCUUUUGUUAUGUGACAUUUUUUUUGCAAAGUGGAAAAUAAACCAAAGAAGCUUUACAGAGUGCAGGCAAAGUACACCGCAUCGUAUACUGCAGACAGUUUUGUCAAAAGUGAAAUGCAAAUAAAAUAAU